Myotis davidii is the source of this 1716-nucleotide messenger RNA. RefSeq names its product cadherin-1. Gene Ontology annotation, biological process: cell morphogenesis; multicellular organism development; cell-cell junction assembly. The transcript has 11 exons. Gene Ontology annotation, cellular component: catenin complex; adherens junction; plasma membrane. Lineage: Eukaryota; Metazoa; Chordata; Mammalia; Chiroptera; Vespertilionidae. Gene Ontology annotation, molecular function: calcium ion binding; cadherin binding. The record is from RefSeq and is a predicted model, not a curated record. Bases 1 to 1701 code for a protein of 566 amino acids.
AUGACGUCGGAGAAUAGAUUGGCCGUGGAUAUGAUUCUGGCACAAAAGGAGGAGUUUAAUGUUGGGGACCAGUGUUGUACGCUCAUCCCCGACAACACAGCUCCAGACGGGACCGUCACUAAGGUCCCAUCGCGGCUCUGCCAGGAGCCGGAGCCCUGUCGCCCCGGCUUCGGCGCCGAGAGCUACACGUUCACGGUGCCCCGGCGGCACCUGGAGAGAGGCCGAGUCCUGGGCAGAGUGAGUUUUGAGGGAUGCACCGGCCAACCAAGGACCGUCUAUGUUUCUGAUGACACCAGAUUCAGAGUGGGCACGGAUGGGGUGCUGAUGGUCAAACGGCCUUUACAGCUGCAUAAUCCAGAGAUGAGUUUCCGGGUUCACGCCUGGGACUCCGCCCGCAAGAAGCUCUCCACCAAAGUGACGCUGAAGGCAGCAGUGCACGACCACCGCCAGCACCACCACCACCACCACCACCACCAUGACUCUCUCCCUGAAACCCAGACGGCAGUGCUCACAUUUCCUGUCUGCCACCGUGGUCUCAGAAGACAGAAAAGAGACUGGGUUAUUCCUCCAAUCAGCUGCACAGAAAAUGACAAAGGGCCAUUUCCUAAGAAUCUGGUCCAGAUCAAGUCUAAUAAAGACAAAGAGACACAGGUUUUCUACAGCAUCACUGGCCAAGGAGCUGACGCACCCCCCAUCCAUGUGUUUAUUGUUGAAAGGGAGACAGGAUGGCUCAAGGUGACGCAGCCUCUGGAUAGAGAAGCAAUUGCCAAGUACACACUCUUGUCUCACGCUGUGUCUUCCAACGGGAAUGCAAUUGAGGAUCCGAUGGAGAUUGUGAUCACAGUGACAGAUCAGAAUGACAACAGGCCUGAGUUCACCCAGGCGGUCUUUGAGGGGUCUGUCGUGGAAGGUGCUCUCCCAGGAACCUCCGUGAUGCAGGUGACAGCCACAGACGCGGACGACGAAGUGAACACCUACAACGCUGCCAUCGCUUACAGGAUCAUCAGCCAAGAGCCUAAACAGCCUCAUUCGCAAAUGUUCGCCAUCAACAGGGACACAGGAGUCAUCAGCGUGCUCACUACCGGGCUGGACAGUGAGAAGUUUCCCAAGUACACCCUGGUGGUUGAAGCUGCUGACCUUCAAGGUGACGGCUUACGCACGACUGCAAAAGCUGUGAUCACGGUUCUUGGCAUCAAGCCUCCGGAACUGGAGCCCACCCCGGACUCUCUACCUGAAACCCAGACGGCAGUGCCCACAUUUCCUGUCUGCCACCGUGGUCUCAGAAGACAGAAAAGAGACUGGGUUAUUCCUCCAAUCAGCUGCACAGAAAAUGACAAAGGGCCAUUUCCUAAGAAUCUGGUCCAGAUCAAGUCUAAUAGAGACAAAGAGACACAGGUUUUCUACAGCAUCACUGGCCAAGGAGCUGACGCACCCCCCGUCGGUGUGUUUAUUAUUGAAAGGGAGACAGGAUGGCUCAAGGUGACGCAGCCUCUGGAUAGAGAAGCAAUUGCCAAGUACACACUCUUGUCUCACGCUGUGUCUUCCAACGGGAAUGCAGUUGAGGAUCCGAUGGAGAUUGUGAUCACAGUGAGAGAUCAGAAUGACAACAGGCCGGAGUUCACCCAGGCGGUCUUUGAGGGGUCUGUCGUGGAAGGUGCUCUCCCAGGUAAGGAGGAGCCAGAUAUCCAGAAAGAUGCUUAGGUUCUGUGGACCCCA